GACUAGCAAUCUGCACCGCACUCGGUCAACACCGCACGGCGCUAAGUAAAUAACGAAAGACCAACUCCGCCGAUUUUAUGUAAUGUUUUAAAUCCGCGUCGGUCGCCGAAUUUUACACGCCUCAGCCAGACGCCGCGAUCCGCGACCCCAACGCACGCACGCCGGAACCCCCCAAUUCGCAACGUUCUAUGUUGGCGGCGCCAUUUUAACGUUGAAGUGCCCAACACAAUCGAAUCGUUCGCAACGAAGAUGAACCUGUCGUGGUAGUCCACGGUGCAGACGGAACGACAGUGUUUUCGCACACGCCCCCCAAGUACGACGCGUACCGUUUACGUUUUGGCAGCCCGUGGUCGACGUCGUCGCGAUGAGUUUCUUCGGGUUCGGCCAGUCAGCCGAGAUCGACGUGCACCUGGACGGACAGGACACACGCAAAACGGCCGAGGUCAAGACCGAGGAUGGCAAAAAGGAGAAACUGUAUUUGUAUUAUGACGGCGAAACGGUCGCAGGAAAGGUGAAUAUCAGUUUAAAAAAGCCGGGCAGCAAGCUUGAGCACCAGGGCAUCAAAAUCGAGUUCAUAGGGCAGAUAGAGAUGUUCUACGAUCGCGGCAACCACCACGAGUUCAUAUCGCUGGUCAAGGAGCUGGCCAGGCCCGGCGAGAUGAUCGCCCACACUAGUUAUCCCUUUGAAUUUAGCUGUGUGGAGAAGCCCUUCGAGGUUUACACAGGUUCAAACGUGAGACUAAGAUAUUUCCUGCGAGUGACAAUCAUACGUCGACUGGCGGACAUAGUGAAGGAGAUCGACCUAGCCGUGCACACCCUGUCCAGUUACCCUGAAAUGAACAACUCUAUUAAAAUGGAAGUGGGAAUAGAAGACUGUUUGCACAUUGAAUUUGAAUAUAACAAAUCGAAGUACCAUUUAAAAGACGUGAUCGUGGGUAAAAUAUAUUUCUUGUUGGUGCGGAUAAAAAUCAAGCACAUGGAAAUAGCCAUUAUUAAACGUGAGACGACUGGUUCGGGACCGAACGUGUUCACAGACAACGCAACGAUCGCCAAGUACGAAAUAAUGGACGGUGCACCGGUGCGAGGUGAAAGCAUUCCAAUCAGAGUGUUUCUCGCUGGUUACGACCUCACGCCGACAAUGAGGGACAUAAACAAGAAGUUCUCUGUCAGGUAUUUCUUGAAUCUCGUACUGAUGGACACGGAAGACCGGCGGUACUUCAAGCAGCAGGAGAUCACGCUGUGGAGAAAAGGUAAUUGCGACAAACUCCGGAAACCCAACCUCCAGAGUCCGGCGAUAAUGGCGGGCACGCAGAAUCUCGAGAACACGUCGCAGCUACACCAGUCGCAGCAGCAGCAACAGCAACAGCAGAAGCCGGAUGGCGGCGACAACAAGAACGACGUGGGGGAAGGUGAGGGUGGCGGAGCUCCGGUGAAGGAGGACUUUGUGCGGGCGCCGCCCAGUUCGCAGUCGAACGAUCGACUGAACGCGUCGGCUAACGAUCCGUUCGACAGGGAGGCGGCGGCCGCGGAAGGCGCCAGUCCCACGACCGCGUCGUCGUCGGACAGUCCGCCCGAUCCCAUCCAGAACAUGACGAGGGAGGCGGGCGACGGACAGAACGAUAACGGAACGGAAAACGCUGAGUGAUACUAGAUUAUACUAAAAAUGCGAUGUUAGGCCAAGGAUGAUUCCAAAAACAAAAAAGGAUGAUUAAAACAUUGGGCGAAAAUGUUAUUGAAUGCACGUUAUUUGUAAAUAAUGUAAUUGUUAUACUUGCAGUUAAAAAUACUGAACUGUGUCAUUCUGUAUAUUUAAUUUACACACAAUUUAAUUUUAUUGUAUAUUUCUCAUAUAGGAAAAAUAAAAGUUAUUAAAUUUA
Messenger RNA from Aethina tumida (small hive beetle), 1877 nucleotides. It is a transcript of the gene Vps26, whose product is annotated as vacuolar protein sorting-associated protein 26B-like. Gene Ontology annotation, biological process: intracellular protein transport; retrograde transport, endosome to Golgi. The transcript is spliced from 7 exons. Bases 365 to 1645 code for a protein of 426 amino acids. The record is from RefSeq and is a predicted model, not a curated record. Lineage: Eukaryota; Metazoa; Arthropoda; Insecta; Coleoptera; Nitidulidae. Gene Ontology annotation, cellular component: retromer complex; endosome.